ACUCUCGCGCGCCCGAGCCCCGCCGCACUUAUUACUCGUCCCUCUUCACCUCACCUCCCGCCUCGUACGGCAAUCCGAUCCAUGCAGCGAUCGAUCGACCGAUCGAGCUACCACAAGUUAAAGUAGCCGCGCAUUGCGUACGUAGCAUACAUGGGCAAGAAGCCCGGCGGCGGCGGCGGUGGCUGGCUGGCCACCGUCAGGAAGGUCUUCAAGACUAGCCCCUCCUCCUCCCCUUCCAAGGCCAACAAGGGGCCGGGAGGCGGGGAGCAAGAGGCGGAGAUAGUGUCCGUCGAGCACUUCCCGGCUGCCGACACGUCGUCGGAGGUGACGAAUGAGGGCAGCGGCGGGAGGGAGCGGGUGUGCGGCGGGGUGGAGGCGGAGGCAAGGAGGGCCCGCCGCGCCAUGGCGUCGAGGAUGGCGAGGCUCGCGGCCCUGCGCGGCAGGGCGGCCGGCAGGGAGGAUCGCGCCGCCGUGCGCAUCCAGGCGUUCUACAGAGGUUACUUGGGGAGUUCAAAAUGAAAUGACACUGAAUGUGUGCACCUGUUGUGUUCAGGCUAGGAGAGCCCUGCGCGCGCUGCGCGGGCUGGUGCGUUUGCAGGCGCUGGUGCGCGGCCACCAGGUGCGUCGCCAGGUCCGCCAGACCAUGCGGUCCAUGCAGGCGCUCGUCCGCGCGCAGGACCGCGUCCGCGCCCGCCGACUCACCUCCCACGUCGACGCGCGCGGUCGACUUGCCGCCGUCCCAUCGCACGGCGGUGGUCGGCGCUCCUACGGGCACGACCGCCUCUUCUUCGACGACGAACAUGGCGACGAGGACGCCGAGACGGAGGCGCAGGUACGGCGACCAAGAAACAGGCAGAGCAGCAUGGGCAACUUGAGCCCGUUCCAGGAAGGGUGGGACGCCGUCACCCGGGCCGGAAGCUUGCGUCGGCACGGCGGCGACACCGCGGCGUGGCCACCUGCCUACGCACACGGCUUCCAGCAGCAGGAGCACAAGCUACAGUGCGACGAGCAGGACCAGCGCAAGGUCGGCUGGGACUGGCUGGAGCGCUGCAUGGCGCCGAGCAUCAUGCCGCCGGGGCCGGCCAGCCAGCACCUGGCGGCGGAGACGUCGUACGUGACCGCCUUGGCCACGGCCAGUACGGAAGGCGUUUCGGAGAGGACCGUGGAUAUGGACCCGAGCAGGAAGAGCCCACCCAAGGACCUGUACCCGGUGCGCGCCGGCGCCGAGGUGAUUCCAGGGUACAUGGCAGCGACGCAGUCGGCGCGCGCCAAGGCACGCAUGGCUGCUCCAAGGGCGCACAACCGGAGCCGGUCCGGAUCGGUGGCCCUUGGCGGUGGCUCGACGGCGAGCUCGGGCUGGAGCACGAGUAACAACGGUGAUGGUGGCGCCCGUGCGGGUCAUCAGAGGGAAGGGUACAGCCCGGAGUCGAGCUCCAGCGGCGAGCGGACGCUCCCGGCGGUUGGCGGCCCAGGCAGGGUGGCCUAUGCCUGACCCUUGCAUAGUUGCAUGAUCACAAACUGCUACUGGAGACAACUGAUAGUAUGUUAGUAACGUGUUCAAGUUGUGAGGUGUGGUCAUGACUGGCUAGCUGAUCCCAGCUUGUUAGAUC
This is a messenger RNA of Lolium perenne, 1610 nucleotides long. The record is from RefSeq and is a predicted model, not a curated record. Lineage: Eukaryota; Viridiplantae; Streptophyta; Magnoliopsida; Poales; Poaceae.